This is a messenger RNA of Cloeon dipterum, 1336 nucleotides long. RefSeq lists its product as uncharacterized. The record is from RefSeq and is a predicted model, not a curated record. The coding region runs from base 136 to 1158 and encodes 340 amino acids. The transcript is spliced from 4 exons. NCBI's taxonomy places the organism in Eukaryota, Metazoa, Arthropoda, Insecta, Ephemeroptera, Baetidae.
AUCUUAGCGCGUACCAAUCGGCGAAAAGUGGAGCGGCGCGGGUAUUUCACGCACGCCAGACACAAUCGGCGGCGAGGGAAUCCUCACUCUGUCCUCGACCACGGUCACGAAGCCAUCGCUUGGACAUCAAGCACGAUGAGGAGCGUAUAUUUGAUCGUUUUGCUAGCGAUCCACGGCGUGCACCAUGCAUCAGCAACCUUCAACUUUCCAUCGUUCGACGGAGCUCAGCCGUUAAUGAGCGCGUUGGGCAGCAUGCAGCAGUAUUUAUUUGGGGGCGGAGGGGGGCCGGGCAGGGUGGUGAAGAGCGCGGCGAGCGAGCCAGCGUUCGCGACCGCCACCGUUGGCUACGGCACCAUCCUGAAGAACCCGACGCCCAUGGUGAAGGGGUCGCCGUACGGGCCGCCAAGAGCCCCUCUGCGUCGGCCAUCGCGCCCAUUUCCGCGCCCACCCAGCAAUAAGUAUCCGCCCUUCAAGGGGGGCUACUACCCCAAGUUCAAGCCGCUCGGCUCGUACGAGAAAGUGAAGCCAGCGGUGGUGGAAUACAAGCAACCCUCAGGCGGAAAGGAACACCACCCUGCGCCCCACAAGCAAUUCCAGCCGUAUGAUUACACCAGGAGCCAACAUUCAGUGCACAACUCGUACACAGAGGCACCAGAGGAGGCGACCAAGAGCAACGCGGAGAUCGUGCAGCAAAGUUUCCGGCCGCCGAUCCACUUUUACCAGCAGCCGCAUGUGGCUACCUCGCACCAGGUGUCAAACCUGAACGUCAAGGCGUCGGCCGCGCACCACCACCACUACCAACAGCAGCAGCAACAACACCACCAACAGCCGCAGCAGCAACAUCAGCAGCCGCACCACCGCUCGGACAACGUGGUCGACUUUUCGCGACCAGACCCUGUCUUCACGGCGGCCACCAUGGGCUCCGACUGGAAGCCGAUCAGCUCGCCCGUCAGUAGAGUAACCGUGUCUGAGCGUAGGAGCGACCCUCUGAUGCACAAGCAGGUGGAGCCGCCGCCGACGAUUAAACGGCAGUACGAAGUGCACAGCAUGCAGAAGCAGCACAUCGUCGACCGGUCUGGACACGGCUUUGUCGACGACGAUCCUUCGGAGGAGGUCGUCUCGGCCGUGGUUUUCGUCAAGAAAACCAACGACGAUUGAUCAUAGAAGGAGAAACGAAAAAGCAGUACAAAGACGAGGCGAAUCAAACACUUGCACUGCCCUUUGUAUUCUGAUUUCAAACGAGUUCCUGGCGAUCGGAAAUGGAAUUCUUGGAAAGUUGGCUUUUCUGUCUCCAAAAAAUUUGUGCACUAUACAAGCAAAUAUUUUAUUCACAUUA